Mercenaria mercenaria is the source of this 4736-nucleotide messenger RNA. RefSeq lists its product as uncharacterized. The record is from RefSeq and is a predicted model, not a curated record. NCBI's taxonomy places the organism in Eukaryota, Metazoa, Mollusca, Bivalvia, Venerida, Veneridae. The transcript has 2 exons. The coding region runs from base 205 to 948 and encodes 247 amino acids.
AAUGUAAAGAAGGAAUGUGACAAAAUUUGUACUGCUAUCAAAACAAAAUCGGACAAAAUUGUCCAUGUCGUGCCGGCAUACAAAACGAAUGAUGAGACAAAAAUUAUUUUUGUUGAUUUUGCUCAAAGUAAAAUAACACUAGAAACGCGCUGGAAAUUAGAAGUACGAAUUGUAUACCAGUAUAGUGACGAAAGUAAAUAUGCUAUGUAUUGUGCAAAUAAUAAUCCUCUUUCAACGGAAUCAUCAAGAAAAAUUGAAAAGAUAAUUGACAAGUAUUCCAUGGAACUGAUGCAUAAUCAUACAUAUCUCUCUGUUAUUUCUGCUUCACCAGUCGUAUCAAAACACUAUGGAACAAGCAACUAUAAAACUGAAUCUGUGUCCUGCAUUGCUUUGUAUGUUAUAGUCAAACAUUUUAUACCAAUCAAUGAAGAACCGUUUCCACAGAUGUUAGACGGAAUUCCGGUCGAUGUAAGAGAAGGUGGGGUACAGUUCUGUGGAGCCUCUGCUGAAGAUUUUUACGAUCAGGUGCGGAUGGGAUGUAAAAUAACGUCUAAAUUUCAGCCUCAAAAGCAUGGCACAUUGGGUGGCUUUGUUGAACAUCCGGAUUAUGGCUUGUGUGCAUGUGCGCAUGUUGUACUGAAUGAUAAAUUGAAAUUCGCACUUAAGGAGAAAAUGAAAGUCAAAGAGAAAGAAAUGGAACCAUGUGCACUGUUUCAGCCUUCGUAUGAUACCCAAGAACAAAAUCAAAUUGGACGGCUUGUAGAAGUUACAUACAAGGAAGGGGGAAACGGAAAACCAGGGAUAGAUCUUGCCUUGUUAAAGAUUGACAAACGGCCACCAUCAGAAGGAACUUUUCCAGAUAUUCAGGGAACAACAACAAGAAUUCGGUACGACUCUGGUAAAGUCUGGGGAAAGGAAGGAGUCCAACCUAAUCAACAACAGGUAUAAAAAUUCGGCGUCGUAACAGGGCUAACAUAUGGAGAAAUUCAGUUCGACAAUGGAGUUGUCAAAGAGAUACCGUUCCACAGUGAAAUGGAAUUAGAAACCACAAAGUAUACAACAACACUAUAUAACCAAUAUCAUAUCAAAUCAAACGACGUUAAUCUUCCGUUUAGUAAAUUAGGAGAUUCAUGGGGCUCUUGUAUUUAUGAGAGACAAUACUGGCAAAGAAAAUGAUUUACGGUGCAUUGGUAUGGUAGUAGGAGUACUGAACGACAAUUCGUGUGCUGUCACGCCUAUUACAGCUAUACUUGAAGAACUGAAAGUUACUAAACUCAAGUCGUUUGUACCAACUUUCACUUGGGAGCAGAUUGAGAGACGUUUUAGAGAAAUGGAAGAGCACUUUGAGAAUGUAAUAACAAGAACAGUUAACGCUGCCGUUACGAAUGCAUUAGCGAGUCGCCAGAACCCAUUUUAGUAAAUUUGCAGCAUGAUGUGUUUAUGGUUACAAAUCAGUUUCAUCUAUGAUGCAUUACAAACGUGCUAAUUUUUAUUUAUUUGUUUAUUGGGAUGAACGUCCUGCCAUCACAACUGCAGGUCAUAUCGCGACUUCCCAUUUUUUUAUAGCGGAGGAAGACUUUGCCUAAUAUCAGUCACGGGCGGGCAUCUUCAUAGGCAAACGCGCUAAUAAACUACUGUUCCGGUGUAUAUCAUGCCGAUGCAUUGAGAUAUAAUUAUGUUUUCGAUCAAAUGUUCACAACUGAAGUUAGUAACAGCUGGAUUGUAACCGGUGAUGUUUUUCAUCCAUAGGUUUUAGAAAGUUAUUAGUAAUAUAUUUACGCCUUUUGGACUUUGGAGAAUCAAGUAUAGAAUUUGCAGAUUGAAUUAAACAAUAAAACAUGUAUCGGGCCAGUAAUUGGAACGAAUGGCCUGGUUUUCUAGUGGUAACACACUUGACUGUCCUGGAUUCGAAUCCCGGUCAAGCCACAACGAGGUGUGUGAGUAUAAUUUCAUACUCAUGUCGGUCGAUCCGCCGGAAGAUAAUUUGAGUUCUACAUACAAGAAAGAUAAGUCUCCUUAAAGUUCUUUUAGAGAUAUUGUUCUUAAAAUAGAUCAAACAUAUUUUUGUCAUUCUAUCGACCAAGGUCCAGUUGUUCGAGGGUCCAGCAACAGAACUUCAAGCAACAAAACAACAGACGGCAUUAAGAAAUCUUAGAGUAUCGAUAUUUUAGAAAAUCCCACUUCAUUGCCUACAACAAAACACAACUAGAGGUCUCAAAAUGGAGUUAACACAUUCGUUUUAAAGCUCAUACGUGCGUUGCGAUGCGCAUUCGUACAUUUUGCUCAUAUUGUGGGCAGCGAAAUACCACAAAUUUCGGUCGCUUAUCCGAAACCGAACAACAAGUAGUUCCAUGUCCUCUAAAAUUUUUACGUAAUUAAAGUCUUUAUAACUUUCAGAAAGCUUCUGAGAUUCAACUUUAUCAAAAAAUGCAUUGCUUAAGUACAUAUUUGUCGUAAUCUGUAUUAUAUAACAAAAACAAAGCGUAUGAAAAUGACCAUGCUUGCUUUGAUCACAUUCUUCAUUACGUGACCAAAAUAAACUAUAAACAACCUACAAAAAUAGUACAAUGCUUCAGCACCAUCCGCUUAAUUAAAAUCAAGUUGCGUCUUUUGAAAACAUUUUAAAUUAAAACUCAGUUCCUGCUUGAAAAGUUCAUUGAAUUUGUUUUUUUAUUUUAACAACACCUAAAAGCUUGUUUUGGUCAUAUGAUCAGAAAACAUCUAACUACCACAGCGUGCGUUCUAUUUCGAGACGAUACUGAACGGAUUGCACCCGUGUAUCCGUCGAAGUUUGUAGCAUAGAAAUGGGUUUAUAGAAAGAUAUAUUGCAUGUAAUCAACAGAAGAGGUGUUAUCGUAUUUAUUCUUCAUAGAGAAAGAUACGAUCCUUUCAUAACAUUUACGUAAAUAAUUUUUAUUUGCACGACUGUUUCCCGAAAAUACGAACAUAUGCACUUCAAUUUGAUUUAAUUUUACAUUCUAGAUGGUGUUUGUGAUUGACAUAUCAUUAAAGGAUAUAAUUAAUUCGAAAGAAACAUUAUUUUUAACAAGUUCGCUUUUUAAUCGCCGGUAGAUUCGCGGUGUUUUCGUCCCCAAAAAAUUACGUACUGGCGUACGAUUCUUCUCGGAUAAUUAGGCAUAAAAAUUCUUUGUUUCCGGUAACAUGCUAAAAAAAGUAAGGUAGGUAGGUCGGGUUCUUUUUUUUUUUUUUGUUUUUUUAAAUUCUUUUUUAGACUUUUCGGAAAUUAUUUUUGUGUCAAAAAAUGAAUGCAAAUAAGGGGGUUAUGCCUUUAGAGCAUCAGUAAGUUGAUUUCUAACAUGACUGAGCGUGUUUAAAGCAAGAAACGUGCAGUUAUGCAAGUUUUUGUUAAAAAGUUGAAAAAAGGCCAUAAAAAGAUUUAGGGUCGGGCCAAAAAUUUAGGGUAGUUCGGGAUACCGAAAACAACCAAUUUUUCGCCUUAUACAAUAGCGGGGUUCCGAAGAAUGCAAUGAAAUUAUUUGGGACAAUUCAAACUAAUUUUGAAAAAUUUCUAUUUUCAAUAUUUGCAUUUUUAACAAUACAACUUUGGGUUAUAUCGGUAAAUAGCUAUACAUAGCUAAUGUUUUCCUGUUUAUAUAUAUGCACUGACUUAAAUAAAAUUUGUAUUGUAAAUUUGUAUUGUAUUGUAGCAUAGAACAAAAAAGGUCCAAAAUCCAAGGCUAGUAACUAUAGGCCCAUAUCCUUAACAUGUAUUGCCUCUAAAUUAAUGGAACAUAUUCUUGUCUCAAUUACAUUGAUAACAUCACAUCGAAAGCAAAUAAUUCACUUAGAUUCAUCAAAAGAAAUGUCAAAACAAACAACAGAAAAGUAAAAGAAACAGCUUACAACAGCUAUGUCCGCCCACAGCUUGAAUACUGUUCCACUAUAUGGCACCCUUGGAAAAAGCCCUCACAUACAAAAUUGAACGUGUACAACGAUCUACAGUUCGAUACGCAUGUAACAACUAUGGUCAAACAAGCAGUGUCAACCAAAUGCUUAAUGAUAUUAAUCGCUUGAACAACGCCGCAUCAAAAUUCCCUUAUGAUAUUUUUAAAAAUAAGGCAGAACCUUAUUGCAGUUGACCUUAACCACCUCACACCUACAAGGGACCUGAACCACUUGAUCCCACAAUCUCACACGCAAUACCAUUCAAACUCCUUUUUUCCAAGAACAAUUCGUUCCUAGAAUGGUUUCCCCCUACAUAUACAGUCCAGCCCCAGUUUGAUUCUAUUCUCUGAGAGGCUGGCAACUGUAACCUUCUAAUCUAUAUCUAUGUUUUUAUCUUAGUAAUAGUAGUUCUUUUUCACUUUGCACCAGACCCGCCCGCUUAGCUCAGUAUGUAGAGCGUCGGUCUACGGAUCGCGGGGUCGCGAGUUCGAUCCUCGGGCGGGCCGUAUGUUCUCUGUGACUAUUUGAUAAACGACAUUGUGUCUGAAAUCAUUAGUCCUCCACCUCUGAUUCAUGUGGGGAAGUUGGCAGUUACUUGCAGAGAACAGGGUUGUACUGGUACAGAAUCCAGGAACACUGGUUAGGUUAACUGCCCGCCGUUACAUGACUGAAAUACUGUUGAAAAACGGCGUUAACCCCAAAACAAACAAACAAAUAACUUUGCACCUAAUGAGCUUGCUCAUCUUUUAACAGUCUGUCCCAGACAAAGCGCCUCCCAGCUAUAAUCAGAAUUGAUUGUUGGGCAGUACACAGUAGAUGUAGAUGUAGAU